Messenger RNA from Lycium barbarum (goji berry), 1591 nucleotides. RefSeq names its product acyltransferase Pun1-like. Lineage: Eukaryota; Viridiplantae; Streptophyta; Magnoliopsida; Solanales; Solanaceae. The coding region runs from base 38 to 1357 and encodes 439 amino acids. The record is from RefSeq and is a predicted model, not a curated record. The transcript has a single exon.
AUACAUCCAAGCCCAUAUUCAUAUUGAAAAAAUAAUCAUGGCUAUAGCUCCAUCACAACUUGUUUCAUCAAUUACUGAAAAACUCAUCGUCAAACCUUCCUUUCCUACCCCUUCUCCACUUAAAUACCACAAGCUCUCAUUUAUCGACCAAUCCUUGAGUCACUUGUACAUUCCUCUAGUUUUCUUCUACUCUAAGCCACCACAAGACGUUAAUAACAUUUCAAGCAUCCAUGAUCUUGAUCAAGUAGCUCAUAAACUACAAAAUUCAUUAGCAACAACUCUAUCAGCUUAUUAUCCCUAUGCUGGAAGCAUGAAAGAUAGUGCCACGAUCGAAUGUAAUGACAGGGGAAUUGAGUUCUUUAACGUUCGAAUAAAGUGUCCCAUGUCCGAAAUGCUGAACAAACCUCAUGACUAUGCAGAAGCGAACAUAUUUAUGAAAGAUUUACCUUGGAAGAAUUCAUUCGAUGGAAGCCUACUCGUGGCUCAAUUAAGCCGUUUUGAUUGUGGAGGAAUAGCAAUCAGCGUGUGCCUGUCACACAAAGUUGGUGAUGGAGGCUCUGUGGCAAGUUUUUUCUAUGACUGGGCUAAGGUUACUCGAAAUCCAAAUCGAAUCCCUCGUCCCCAUUUCAUUGGUGACACGUUUUUUCCAACCCCCAAUGGACCUUUGACUGCACCAUUAAUUGAUUCCAAGUUAGAGAAAUGUGUACACAAAAAGUUCCAUUUCUCUGCUUCAAAAUUACAGGGCCUUAGAGCAAAAAUAGCAGCAGAAGCAGGGGUCAAAAAUCCGACACGUGGAGAAGUUGUGAGUGCACUUCUAUUCAAAUGUGCUACAAAGGCUGCAUCAAAGAUCAAUAACACUUCAUUCAGGCCAUCUAAGUUGGUGAAUUAUGUCGAUAUACGCCCUAUGACAACUCCCCCUUUAUCGCGAAACAUUAUAGGAAAUCUCCUCAAUAUUACUUUCACAUCAGCGAGUAACUAUGAGGAGAUGAAAUUACCUAAAUUGGUUCGCGAAUUUAGGAAGGAAUUCGAGCUAGCUUUCAAGAAAGACCCUGUUGAACACAAUGCAUUGAUCUUGAAAUUACAUGAAACCAUGGAAUCACCAUACGCAAUCGAUGAAUUUGACACUUAUUUCUGCAGCAAUAUGUGCAAGUUUUCUGGUUAUAGUAUAGAUUUUGGAUGGGGGAAGCCAGAAAGAGUGUGUGCACCAAUGGGUCCAUUCAAGAAUUUCUUCAUAUUGAGUGCUGAUCAAAGUGUGGAUGGUGUUGAAGCUAUGGUGACUUUAGAAGAACAACACAUGUUGGCAUUUGAAUUUGAUGAAGAGCUACUGGAAUUUGCUUCUCCAAUUUCAAGUUUCUAAAGGAGUGCUUGAAAUGUUGAAGCCUCACAUAUUUGUUCAUCAACAAGGCCUUCCAAGUUCUAUUAUUAGUAUUGUUAAUUUCAAAUUUAAAACCACUUGUAAUUCUACGUUACUCUUCCUUUCUUUCUUUGGUUUCUUUUCUCUUCUUUGUUUUUCCAAUUCCUGUAAUUAUUGUAAUAAAGGAAUUCAAGUUAUGUGUUAAUGCAUUGUUCUCACCAACCAGAAAGCCCCUAG